Messenger RNA from Aureobasidium musti, 2655 nucleotides. The record is from the annotation of a GenBank genome assembly. Lineage: Eukaryota; Fungi; Ascomycota; Dothideomycetes; Dothideales; Saccotheciaceae.
AUGAGGUCCUUCGAUUUCAGCGCUUCGGCGCUCAGUGUCCUUGCUCUGGCAUCAUCUGCUUCGGCAUUCUGGCGUAUGCCCUGCCCUGGACGCAUCGCUACCGAGCGUCUUGAUCCUAUUGUCAACCCUGGCGGCGUCUCUGGUCACGUCCACACCAUCUCUGGCUCCAACGGAUUCAAGCCUGAGAUGACAUAUGCUGAUGCUCGUGGUGGUGCAUGCUCUUCGUGCCCCAUCAAGCAAGAUAUGUCCAACUACUGGACCCCCAAGCUCUACUACCAAUCCGAAAACGGCACAUUCAUCGAUGUUCCCCAAGCUGGUGACGGUAUCGGUGUCUACGGCGGUAUGACUGUUUACUACCUCCAAAGAGGUGGUCCCAACAACGACAACCUUACCGCUUUCCCUGAGGGCUUCCGCAUGCUUGCCGGCAACCCUUUCAAGCGCGCAGAGACCGACGACUUUGCUGGCCAGGCUGUCAGCUUUGUCUGCCUCGAUUACAGUGGUACCUCUUCUUACACUAGCGGCCUUCCUAACAAGGUCUGCCCCGAUGGUCUGCGCGCUCAAGUCUUCUUCCCUUCUUGCUGGGAUGGCGUCAACCUCGACUCUGCCGACCACAAGUCUCACAUGGCCUACCCUACUAAGUACUCUUACGACAACGGCCCUUGCCCUGCAUCUCACCCUGUUCACAUGAUCUCCAUCUUCUACGAAAUCAUUUACUCCACUGCCGGCUUCGAUUGGUGGAACGGCACCAACCAGCCUUUCGUUUUCGCCCAAGGUGACCCUACUGGUUACGGGUUCCACGGCGAUUUCAUCAACGGCUGGGAUGUUCCCACUCUUCAGGAGGCAACCAACACCUGUAACAACGACUCCGGUCUCAUCACUGACUGCCCUGUCUUCGACUUCUUCUCCAAUGCCGAGUCUCAGGCUUGUGUCAUUGCUCCUGUCAUCGAUGAAGCUGUCACCGGAGAAUUGCCCAAGCUUCCUGGUUGCAACCCUGUCACCUAUGGCCCUGGCGAUGCUCCUCAUUCAGAGGCUGGCUGCACUGACACUGCUAAGCUUGGUUAUGCUCCCGUGUACUACCAGAACGUCACUGGUUGGGACUACGUUGGCUGCGCUCCCGACUCUGUCAGCAGCCGCACCCUCGCCAACUCGACCUUCAUGUCUAGUGAUAUGACCGUCGAAAAGUGUUUGUCGUACUGCAAGGGCAAGGGUCUCAACUACGCUGGUCUUGAGUAUUCCACUCAAUGCUACUGUGGCUCUGACCUUCCCGUUGGCCUCGAGCCCACGCCUGGUGUUCUCGGAAACUGCUUCUCUCCUUGCGCCGGUAACUCUUCGCAGUACUGCGGUGGUGGCAACCGUCUGAGUAUCUACUACACCUCUGCCAACUUGACCGAGUCGACGAUCUCAUGCCCCUCUGGCAACGGCCAGAACUUCACUACUCCCAACAACGCUACUUUCAACAUCAACUGCGCUGGCGACUCCAACGGCAAGGAUCUCAACAUGGUCUACGUCAACAACGGCAUUCAAGAGUGUGUCAAGACUUGCAGUACCACUACUGGUUGUGUUGCAGUCUCUCUCUCCGGAGCUGCUUGCUACAUGAAGAGCACCGUCGGUACCAUGAGAAGUGCAUCUGGUGUUCAGCACGCUCAGCUCGUCUCUGCAUCUGCCGCUUCUUCCUCUUCUUCGUCUUCCUCUUCCUCUGCAGCAUCCUCCACUCAGAGUUCGAAGGCUUCAUCGACCAGCUCUUCUGCUUCAUCCACCAGCUCUUCUGCUUCGUCCACCAGCUCUCUUCCUAGCUCAGCCACCAACGCUGCCGGUUCUGUCUACAACCUCUUCUACUCUUCUGACUCCGGCCAAGGAUCGUUCACCAACACCCAAGCCAGCAGCUCUUACACCGACUGCAUGACCGCCUGCGAUGCCAACUCCAAGUGUACCGCCUUCACCUACGUUGGUGGCAAGAAUGGUCAAGGAUCCGGUAAGUCUUGUUCUGCCCUCUGUCGAGUCUUCAAUACUAACAUCACUUUUANNGGUACCUGUUGGCUCAAGACUCAAAUGGGCAACGCCGUCUCCUCCAACAGCAAUGUCCUUUCCGGCUCCCGUGUCAGCAUGGGUAACAAGGCUGCCGCUUCUGGCUCUUCGUCUUCUGCCAUUGCUUCUCAAUCUGGUUUCGUCACCGCUUCCGGUACCAGCGCAAAGGCAGCUGCUACUAGCACUUCCUCCAGCGCUACUGCCACUGCUACCACCACUGUCGCCGCUUGCCCUGAUUCGAACAACGCCAUCUACACUGACAAGACUUCCGGCGCUCAGUUCCUCAUCGAGUGUGGUAUCGACCAUGCUGGCGGUGAUUUGAAGAUGGUUUAUGUCGACUCAUUCGCUUCUUGCAUCCAGACCUGUGCUCAGACCACCGGCUGUGUUGAUGUUUCUCUUUCUGGCUCUGCUUGCUACAUGAAGAAGUCUGUCGGCUCUGUUGUCAAGUCCGGCGGCAUCAAGGGUGCCAAGCUUAUCCCUGCCAACAGCGCUACUGCCAACGUCAACGUUGCACAGAAGGCUGCUUCAGUCAAAUCUUCCUCCACCAGCCAGAAGACCACUUCUACCAUGAAGACUAGCACCAAGCCUACCACUAGCACCAAGGCCACCACCUCUACCCGCAAGGCCUAA